Molecule: messenger RNA, 1110 nt
Organism: Pyricularia pennisetigena
Lineage: Eukaryota; Fungi; Ascomycota; Sordariomycetes; Magnaporthales; Pyriculariaceae
Exons: 3
Coding region: 1-1110 (369 amino acids)
Source: RefSeq, a predicted model, not a curated record
AUGGAAAAAACCGCAGCCUUACAUCAAAGGAAAAUCGUGCUCCCGCUGCGCCUCUUGAUCACUCCCGUUGACGGAACCGUUUGGGGGGCACCAAGCAGCCAGCAGCCAGUAACUAGCAACCAGCAACCAGCAGCUCGAAGUAACUCCAAACAAGAACAACAAACGCAUCAACAACCCAUGUCAAGGUACAUAUACUCAAGCACCUCUUCAUACUGGAGAGACUACGACGACCGUGGCGGAUACGAUAGUGACGAGCAUCGCAGACACAGAGAUUCGAACCGGCGCCGCCGAGACAAAGACCAAGAUGCCCGGCGUCGUGACCACUCCGACUUUCAUCGUGACCCGCUGGGGGUGAUGGCUGAAGGAAUCGGCAAGUUUGUCAAGAAGUCGUUUGGAGUGGGCGACAGCAGUCGAUCGAAGAAAGGGCCCAUUUCGUGGGCGUAUGGUGGAUAUGCGACAUCCAAAUCCGAUCUUUCCGGCCGGAGACACGAGGACGACUGCAAAGACCGCGCCAGGGCCUCCAGGCGGUCGUCGAGGGAGUAUGCAUACCAUGACGAUGUAUAUGGAUACCCUUGGCGAUCUACUGACCGAAUUAGUAGACCGUGGUCGCAGUACGGAGAAUAUCAUCACCACCAACAGUACCACUGGGUCGACAACCAGUAUGGAUACCCCACCGCCGCGACAAACCGUACAUCGCGAAUGUGUUCAACUUCGCAUGCCUGGAUGCCUCAGAUGUCGGGUGGGUAUUACCAUAGUUACUGGCGGCCAUCGAGGGGCGAGCCAGAGUACUACUUUGACAAGGAACGGAGACGCAGGGAGAAGACACAGACGCCGCCGGUAGGUACGGACGGUCGAUAUACGCAGUCUGGAUCGAAACACAGUUCCUCUAGAGCUAAGAGAAGGUCGACGUCCUCAACCAAGGCUGAGAUGCCGCCGAUGCAAGCCGACGGACAGCAGUCGGGAUCCAGAUACCGUUAUUACAGGGUGAAGCACGGAGCUAGAUUUCCGACCGAGACAGAGCAGCCGAUACCGAUGACGCCGACGACACCGACGACGCCAAAGAAGGUGCGGUUUGAGGGCAUCCAUGUGCACUCAGAUCUCUCGGAUUAG